CAAUAGUGCAAUAGGCAAUGACGAAAACGUUUUAUAAUUUUGUAUUGUAUUAGUUGUUAAUACUAUUUACUGUGUGAAAAGUGAACUAAAAAAGAAAAAAAAAUAUUGUGUUUUCUUUUUAAUGAUUUAAUCUUUUCCACAUUUUAAUAUUAUUCACCUUAACAAGAUGUUGCCUUCUAAAGGUUAUUUUAAAGCUCUAGAAUGUCCCUAUUAUACUGAAUCAUUCUGUGAUCGACCAUAUUGUCAUUUUAAACAUAGUAAACAAGAUUUUUUGUCAGAUUUAGAUUGUCAAAACACUAUCGAAUCAGAAAAUAACACUGUCUCUACAUCCCAUGAGCCAAAAUUAGCAGAAGAACCGAAAUUAAAACAAAAAGUUAAGUCUAAAAUUAUUGAGUAUGUACCUCAGUAUAUUAAAUCUAAAAAUUCAGAAUUAGUCAAAAAAUCUUGUAUUUAUGGAUCAUCUACUGAAAUGGAUGAAAAAAAAACUCCUAUACUUGAAUACAUACCGUCGCGUCUAAAUGAUACAAAUGUAAAUUUUGAAAGUAAUAUUGUAUUUAACGAUAUAAAACAUACUGAAUCAAUUAAGUACACAGAAGAACUUUCAAAGACUUUAAAUAUUAGUAAACAAAAUUCAAAUAUUGCAGAAUAUGUACCUACUGUUAUUAAGAAACCAACAGAUUUAAAAACAAAUAAAGAUAAAGAUGAACAUUCUGAUAAACAUCGCCGUGAACACAGAACAUCAUCAAAACGUAAACAUGAGUCUUCAAGGCAUUCUUCAAAAUCUUCAGAGGGUUCCUCAAAAUCUUCAAGUAGGUCUAAAAAACCUAGAAAAGAUAAAUCUCCAGAGCCCCUCAAAAUUAAAAAAGAACAAUUUAAAGAGGAAAAAAGACAUUCAAGAGAUCAAAAUAAUAAGCAUAAUAUCAAACUUAAUACUGCUACCAUAGCAUCUGGUCAAAAAUCAUUAAAAGAAGCAGUUAUGGAAAAAGUAAAAAACAAAUUGGUUAAAUCAACUAUUGUAAAAACUGAUUUAAAAUGUUCAAGUGAUGAAGAUAAUCUUGAAUCAAUGGAGUCAGAGUUAAUGGAUUUUUUUAGUUCAGAAGAUUCUGAUAGUGAGCCAAACGAACAAAAGACAUGUUUAAAUGUUGUUGAAGCUAAAAUUAAAAAACGAAUUUCACAUAUUUCUUCAUCAAGCAUAUUUUCAAAAAUUAAUGCAAAUAGAAAUAUUAAACCUAAAUGUACAAAAUCACUUCAAGAAAUGGUAGCAACACGAGUACAAACCAUUCAAAACAGUGUUAUCUCAGUAGGUCUGGCAAAACGACCUAAAACUAAUUUAAACACUGAUCCUACUUUACCUACGUUAAAGUCGAAAACUCGUAUUGCUCAUCAGCCAAAAAUUGAGUCUGAGACUACAGAGUUUCAAACUUCACAGAGUUCAAAGAUAAACAACAAAGAAAUAACUACAAAUGUGAAGCUGAAUUUGAAAAUAAAAUCAUUUAAAAGUAGUAACAAUAUGCCAAAUCCUUUACGACAAAGCUGUUUAGAGAAACUUUAUACAGCAUUCAUUAAUCAUUAUUCGUCUGAAGAAGCAAUUGAUAAGGCCUAUACUACUGAAGAAGAAGUUCACAAUAAAGCAAAAUCAACUGGAAUUUAUAGAAAUCUUAUUGUGCAGUCUUUAAUGAAAGCUAACAAAUCACCUGAAUUACAAGUUAAAAUGAAUCCCAAUUACCCUUCUCAUAUGCAUGGUGUAUGUUUGUAUGAAUUACUGAAAAAAUAUAUUUUAUCCAAAGAUGAUUUAGAAAAAAAUGGUUAUCCACUUAUGGGUGACAAUAAUUUAGCUUAUAUUUCUAAAAAUGCUUAUUACUACCAACCACUUUCUAAAAAACGAAAUGGUGAUAAAUUUAUAUGCAUGAAUUGUAAAAAUGAGUUUGAAGUUAAUAAACAAGGUAUGCCUACUAUAACAUUAACCAAAUGUAUUUAUCAUUCUGGCAAGCUUAAAUUUGAAAGACCAAAAAAUGAAAAAUUUUGGUUAUGUUGUUAUAGGAGACAACACGAAUCUGGUUGUGAAACAAGUAUUUAUCAUGUGCCUGAUAAGUUAGAUGAUGAUGCCUUGGAGAAUUUUGUUGUGACAAAAAGUAUAUCUAAUAAAAAUAUCGAAAGCCCAAAUUUUUAUGCUUUAGAUUGUGAAAUGGUAAAUACUACUAUUGGUAUAGAAAUUGUCCGAGUUACAGUCAUUAAUCAUGAAGGAGAAGAAGUAUAUGAGUCCAAAGUAAAACCUAAAAAUAUGAUUCUUGAUUACAAAUCUAAAUACAGUGGAAUAACUGAAGAGUCGUUGAAAAAUUGUUCUAAGAGAUUAUUAGAUGUUCAACUAGAUUUAUUGAAGAUAUUUGAUAAAAAUACAAUUUUGAUUGGUCAUAGUUUAGAGAGCGAUUUGAAAGCAUUAAAAAUUGUUCAUUAUAAUGUUGUAGAUACAAGUAUUAUUUAUCCACAUAAAUAUGGUCCUCCAUAUAAAUGGGGUUUGAAAUUGUUAUCUGAACAACACUUGCAAAGAAUUAUUCAAAGUGAGGAAGGCCACGACAGUAAAGAAGAUGCUUUAGCUUCAUUGGAUCUAGUUUGGAAGAAGCUAAAAGAAGAUGUAAAGAAAUUCAAGCCAGUUAACAUAAUUAGUAUAGAUAAAAAGUAGUUAAAUAAAUUAGUUUAUUUUAAAAUUUGGCACAGGAAAUAUAACCUUACAAAAUCAUAUGAUCUCAAUUUAAUUUAUUUUUAAAUUAAAAAGUGUGAAAGUUACAUUAAUGUAGAAAUAUCGUAAAAAAAUAACUUCAUUCCUAUAGUUAUUUUUUCUAAUUAUAAUACAAUUUAAAAUGUUAAAAAUAGUAAUUUAAUAUUAGGUAUGUAUUCAAUAUUCUUCUCUCAAAUAAAAAUUAACUAAGUUGUCCAAUUAUGUAUAAAAAAAAAGUGAUUCUAUAUUUUAAAAACCACAUUUAAACAUAACUGAAAUAUUCACGAAAUAAUACAUCUUUGAACUUCAUUAUACUAACUAUAUGUUUAUCAAAGUAUUGUAUUGUGUAUUAUAGAUUUUUUGUUAUAUAAUCAUGUAUUUUAUUAACAAUAUUUCUAUAUUUUUUUUUCAAAUUUAUAUUGACCAUUUAUUUUGGUAUUUAUCAAAACAAACAGUGAAUAACAGAGUAGACAAUACUAAUUGUUAUAUGACUUGAAUUUUCUCUAUUAAAAAGUAC
This is a messenger RNA of Cinara cedri, 3233 nucleotides long. NCBI's taxonomy places the organism in Eukaryota, Metazoa, Arthropoda, Insecta, Hemiptera, Aphididae. The record is from the annotation of a GenBank genome assembly.